ACCAUCACAUCACGUGUGCCAACAUUUUACAAGAGUUUGCAGCGGAAUUGCCUCAUGAAGCAUUAAAUAAUGAAGACACAUUAUAUCCACAAAUGAGCAGGGAGACCAUGAUUCUGUUGAAAGUGAAGGCGGUCAUUGGGGUAAGGUUAAGCAUCGCGCUGAGUCAGGCCCCGUCCACAAGGGGAAUGGAGUUGCAUUAGCAAAAAUUCAGUGUAGACCUUUUUAUCCCCAUGAAGUGAACUGGCAUUUUUUUUUUAACUAGACCUCGACCUAGAUGGAUUUAAAACUGAAAUUGCAGCUACACGACAACUGUGGACUCCAAAGCAGUGCUCUUUCUGCGGCAUCUGCUGAUCUUCAAUUGUUGGUAGUGAUGGGCUGAUGAGGCUUCAUGAAACACUGCCUUUAUUUUCAGACCUCAGCAGGUGGAGCUCUCAGGUCAAAAAUGAUGUGAAGUGUCAGUGAAAUUGUUGUUCUAGAACAAGGGUUUUAGAGCAGAGAGUGCCAUCUACUGGAGUCAUCUGAAAAUAAGGGCACUGUUUCGAGAACCCUCAUAAGCCCAUCAGUAACUCAGAAACAAGCAGUCAUGGCUUGCAAGAUGCCAAAGAGGUGCCUUUUGGAAGGCAAUGAUGUGGCAGAACCAGAAUCAAAGAACUUGACUCAAAUCCUCCUUUGCCAAUGUCUUCCUUUCUGAAUACAGUGUCUACUAUGUAUUUGUGUGCAUGUGCCAGGCUUUCGUCUUUGUUACAGUGGAGCAUUCCGAUGCCAUAUACAGGCCUGGCAUGUGUACUGCACAUUUUCGCUUGCUAGUGUAGACACUUGAACGUCUGCUUUUUUUUUGCUUUUUUUAAUUAUACCAAAAUUUCGAAAACAUCAGAAAGCAAGUAUUUUUGUUGUUUCAAAAAUCUUUGUAACUGAAACCUGAAAAAAAAUGUGCGUCUAGUGACUGAGAUUCCUUUACAUGGAGCACUAAAGUUGUCACCAUGAAUGAGGCUGCUAUUAAAUAAUACAAUUUCAGGGUUCCUGACCUAAAGUUAAAAUAGAAACAAGGCAGCAGUUUCAGUUUCCAAACAGUACUGCCACUGUUCCAUGCUUUUGAGGAACUAAGAGGCCAGUGCUGCUUCUCUCUGGACUGGGGUGAACCAGAGCUGCUGUUGCUAAUGCACAGGUAAUCCCUGAACAUUACAUAUUGACAAUAAUGGGCUCUUGACUGUGCUCGAGCCCUGUGACUCAUCACUACAUAAAUAAUUCUCAGGUAUUUUAGACGAUGACUCAGACGACAGAGCUCAGAUGGAAUACAAUUUUUGAAAAUCCCUUAUUUAGCACUCCGUGCCACUUUGGCUCACUUGCUUGAGAGGAGGGCUCCAAAAACAUCAGAUCCAUCACGCUAUCCUCUUGUGUGACUGCUUGUGUAUCUCUCCUCUGACUUGUCUGCUGAGACAGCUCGCUGAAGGACCAAGUGCUCUGCCUAUUAAAUCAAAUAGUUUGUUUAAUCUUGGUCCAAAAAAUAGAUCUAAAAAUGCCCACCAUAUAGACAAAAUACAUAUUUUGAUGUUCCUUUUCUUAUUAUUACCGACACCAUUGUGUUUUAUAGCCAUCCAGAUAACCUCUCAUUUCUCUCAGAAUCAUAACUCUUAAGACUGUGCUAUCUUGGAUCACAAAGUGAUGUUCAAGAACAUAAACAAAUAGCUCUGUUAUCCAAGGGAGAACUAUUCUUGGCAAUUGUGGCAGUAGUGAGACCUGACAUGAUCUAUAGUUUAGAGACAGUAGCUUUGACAGAGAGUCAGGAACCAGAGUUGUAGUGACAUUGGGCUUCAUUGAGAGUGUCAGGAAACAAAACAAGAAAUGAGUCUCCCAGAGUGAGAGCUUUUGUUUUGGAGGCCACAGACUGUUGUUUGGAUGCAUGGAGAUCUGGUGUUUGCUGGACAAAGAAUGCUUAUGAUUGAGCUACUCAACAGAUGAUUUGGAAGACAACCAUUGUGGCUCAAUGACAUAAAAGGACAGGGGUUGCAAGGGAGGAUAGCUAAGAUUAGUGAUGGGUCGAUGGGGUGUCAUGAAACAGUAUUGCAGGGUUGAUGAUACAGUGUCCUAAUUUUCAGCGUAGACGACGCUCUUGGCAAAUCCAAACAUUAUCCAGCAGACAGUGCCACCUGGUGGCCACUGAAAAUCAGGAAAAUCAACCCUUCAAUACUGUGACAUGAAGCCUCAUCUACACAUCAGUUGGUGAUAUCAAUCUAGUGUGAUACACUGGCACUAACAUUAUGAAAGGUAAACACAGGGAUUGUUGGUGAAACAGACGUGCAAGAAAGAUGGUGGUGUCAAUGUCCAAAAUGGACUCCGCCUUGAUGAGUCAUCUGAGAGAUACUCAGAGGACAACGACUGGUCCACCACAUCAAGAGAAGACUUGGGGCUUAUUAUUUGUGUAAGAGACGCAGUAGACUGUGGUAUUCCCUCAUACUUCUUAGGGGAAGUCUUGCCCUCUAUGGCCCCAUGAACCGACCUCACUUAAGCAGUGGAAGAGGGAUGGAUGAGUUAGACUGGAGUCAGCAACCAAAGUGUUCCAUUUCCAUAACACAUGGAAUACUAAACUCAAUAAAAGCUCCGUGCAGUUAUUUCUUCAGAGCUAAUUAUUUAGUAUAAUUACCUUUUCAGAAUGGGGUUAAGCUAGAAUCUCCCUGUUCAUUUGGUGGAAACCUAUUUGGUUAUUUUGGAUUAUCUGGAUUAUCCGUGCUUGUUAAUAACAAUUCCUUUUUUCAGCGAUUAACAGUCCCAGUGCGUGCACUGACAGCUAGAUGGAGUUUACCAUCCUUUCCCAUUCUGUGCCAGGGUCUUUGCUUUGUCUCAUUGCAGUAAAGUGAUCCUAAAGUUCAUCAAUAAGACCAAGACGAGGUUACGAUAUCCGUGGACGGGAUUCUGACCACCACAGGGUAUACACAGGAAGACUACACCAUGCUAGGUUCUGAUGACUUUUUCUACGUUGGAGGGAGUCCUAGCACCGCUGACCUGCCCGGAUCUCCAGUUAGCAACAACUUCAUGGGCUGCCUGAAGGAGGUGGUGUAUAAAAACAACGAUGUGCGACUGGAGCUCUCCAGACUGGCCAAGCAAGGGGACCCCAAGAUGAAGGUUCAUGGGACCAUCGCAUUCAAAUGUGAAAACGUAGCCACUCUGGACCCCAUCACUUUUGAGACCCCUGAGUCAUUUAUCGUUCUUAACAAGUGGAACGCCAAAAAGACUGGUUCCAUCUCCUUCGACUUCCGCACCACGGAGCCGAACGGCCUGCUCCUCUUCAGCCACGGCAAACCCAAACAACAGCCCAAAGACUCCAAGAGUCCCCAAGCUCUCAAGGUGGACUUUUUUGCCAUCGAGAUGCUGGAUGGCCACUUGUAUCUCCUGCUGGAUAUGGGCUCUGGAACCACCAAGACCAGGGCUGUGAACAAGAAGGUCAAUGACGGAGAGUGGUACCACGUGGAUUUCCAGCGGGACGGCAGAUCAGGCACCAUCUCCAUCAACACCCUGCGCACCGCCUAUACAGCACCAGGGGAAAGUGAGAUCCUCGACUUGGAUGAUAACCUGUACCUUGGGGGUUUGCCAGAGAACAAAAUGGGCCUGGUCUUUCCCACCGAGGUGUGGACCGCUCUCCUCAACUACGGCUACGUUGGCUGCAUUCGGGAUCUUUUUAUUGACGGACAGAGUAAGGACGUACGGCGCCUGGCUGAAGUCCAGAAAGCAGCCGGGGUCAAGCCCUCUUGCUCCAAAGAACCACCCAAGCAGUGUUUGAGUAACCCCUGCCAAAACAAUGGAAUCUGUCGGGAGGGAUGGAACCGCUACGUUUGUGACUGCUCAGGGACUGGAUACCUGGGACGCUCCUGCGAGAGAGAGGCUACGAUCCUCAGCUACGAUGGCAGCAAGUUUAUGAAGGUCCAGCUGCCAGUGGUGAUGCACACAGAAGCUGAAGAUGUGUCUCUGCGGUUCCGCUCCCAACGGGCCUAUGGCAUCCUUAUCACCACCACGUCCCGCGACUCCGCUGACACCCUCCGUCUCGAGCUGGAGAGUGGACGCGUCCGCCUCACUGUCAAUUUAGAUUGUAUCAGGAUUAACUGUACCUCCAGCAAAGGUCCAGAAACUAUUUUUGCUGGUCAGAAUCUAAACGAUAAUGAGUGGCACACGGUGCGAGUGUUCAGGAGGGGGAAGAGUUUGAAACUGACCGUUGACGAUCUGCCAUCUGUGGAAGGUCAAAUGGCAGGUGACCACACCCAACUGGAGUUCCAUAACAUUGAGACAGGCAUCGUGACUGAGAAGCGCUUCAUGUCCAUGGUUCCGUCCAAUUACAUCGGCCACCUGCAGAGCCUCUCCUUCAACGGCAUGGCCUACAUAGACCUCUGUAAAAAUGGUGACAUUGACUACUGCGAGCUUAACGCCAUGAUCGGCUACAAGAACAUCAUCGCCGACCCCGUCACCUUCAAGUCGCGCGCCAGUUACGUGACGCUCACCACCCUGCAGGCGUACUACUCCAUGCACCUUUUCUUUCAGUUCAAAACCACGUCAUCCGACGGGCUCAUCCUCUACAACAGUGGGGAUGGGAAUGACUUCAUCGUGGUGGAGCUGGUGAAAGGGUACCUGCACUAUGUGUCCGACCUCGGCAACGGAGCCCAUUUGAUCAAGGGAAACUCCAACAAGCCUUUAAACGACAACCACUGGCACAACGUCAUCAUCUCCAGAGACACCAACAACCUUCACACAGUCAAGAUCGACACCAAGGUCACCACCCAGACCACCACCGGAGCGAAAAACCUGGACCUCAAAGGAAACCUCUACAUUGGUGGUGUGGCUAAGGAAAUGUUCAAGGAGCUUCCCAAACUUGUCCAUGCCAAAGAAGGAUUCCAGGGUUGUCUGGCGUCGGUGGAUCUGAACGGCCGACUCCCAGACUUGAUGUCGGACGCUCUGGACUGUGUAGGGCAGAUAGAAAGAGGAUGUGAAGGCCCGAGCACCACAUGCCAGGAGGACUCCUGCGCCAACCAGGGGGUGUGUCUUCAGCAGUGGGAGGGCUUCAGCUGCGACUGUAGCAUGACCACAUACGGGGGACCGCUGUGCAAUGACGCGGGGACGAUGUACAUUUUUGGCAGAGAUGGCGGACUGAUCACGUACACAUGGCCUCCCAAUGACCGACCCAGCACACGAGCAGACCGGCUAGCCAUCGGCUUCAGCACACACCUGAAGGACGCCGUCCUGGUGAGGGUGGAUAGCUCCUCGGGUCUUGGGGACUUCUUGAAACUCCACAUCGAAAAGGGAAAUAUUGCUGUUGUAUUCAACGUAGGAACCGACGACAUUAACAUAGAGGAGACGUCAAAGUUUGUAAAUGAUGGAAAGUACCAUAUAGUGAAGUUUACGAGGAGUGGCGGUAAUGCCACUCUGCAGGUGGAUGACCUGCCAGUCAUUGAGCGCUACCCUACAGGCAACAAUGAUAACGAACGCCUGGCGAUUGCUAGACAGCGAAUCCCAUACCGACUCGGUCGAGUAGUUGACGAAUGGCUACUCGACAAAGGGCGCCAGCUCACGAUCUUCAACAGCCAAACGACUAUACAGAUCGGAGGCUGGGAGCGCGACCGGAGUCGUUCGUUUCAGGGCCAGCUUUCUGGCCUCUACUAUAAUGGCUUGAAGGUGUUCAACAUGGCUGCUGAGGGGGAUCCCAACAUAAAAGUCCAGGGAAGUGUGCGGCUAGUGGGGGACUCGCCGUCUUCUAUCACGCCUCAGUCGAGCACCACGGCCAACCGCUCCGAGACCUCCACAUCCAUCAUGGAGAUCACCACCACCACCACCGCUUCCAGCAGACGUGUCAAACAAACAACUCCACGAGAGCCUCAGCAGACGACGGACGACUUGCUUGUGGCAUCGGCGGAGUGUCCGAGUGAUGAUGAAGACAUUGAUCCCUGUGAGCCGAGCUCAGGUGGGUUAGCAAACCCUACUGGAGUUGGACCCAAAGGUCACCCAGGAACUUCCGAGGUGUUCCGGGAGUCUAGCAGCACCACAGGAAUGGUGGUGGGCAUCGUGGCCGCAGCCGCGCUUUGUAUCCUCAUCCUGCUGUACGCCAUGUACAAGUAUCGAAACAGAGACGAAGGCUCCUACCAUGUGGAUGAGAGCCGCAACUACAUCAGCAACUCAGCACAGUCGAACGGCACGGUGGUGAAAGAGAAACCAGUCAACACGGCAAAGACCUCGAGCAAGGGGAAGAAGAACAAGGACAAGGAAUAUUACGUGUGAUUGUCGAAGUAUCGGUCUUCGCUGGACCAACUUGAACUUUUUAUUAAAUGACAAAUCAGGACAAUUGUGUGUACAGUAUAAUAACAAACCUUGUUUAGUCAUUUCCUUUUUUAAAAAAAGAAGCUACAAAUGAAAAAUGGACUUUCUUGAGACUGGACAAGAGAGACUGGCGGUUGGAUGAGCCCCUAUGAAGAUGAGCAAACGCACAGGACAGCCGUCCUGCGAGAGAGUAUGUUCCUGGCACACACCGGAGCACAGAUGCAAACGUACAUCAACAUUGAAAACUCAAUGGUUUUAUUUAUGUUGCCUGUGUCUGUGCGGUUAAACCCUUUUUUUUCUAGAAAAAAAAAAAAAAUGACGGAGCAUUGAUAACAACAUGCCAAACAUUUACAAUGAAGUUAAAUAAAAGGAGAACAGACUAUGAAAAACCCGAUGGAAAUCCAAGGAACCAGCCAAAGCACUCACCCUGGAGGCAAAAGACGAACACAGCUGGCGGACAGAGCAGCUUUUGUGCAAUGAUUUUUGAUCGAAGACAUUAUUGAGAUGAUGAGCGAGUCCUACGUGCCAGUACGAAAUCUGGAGGCCUUCAAUUUCACAUGGACUGGAAGAGCAGAGUUUACUGAAGAUUCUGAGGAUGACUGGAGUGUCAGGAGCCAUGCACGCGGAAAUAUCUUAUAACAGUACAUAUGUUUAUAAACAGUAAGACCACAUCUAUAUGUGUUUUCUGGACUGUGAAAAAGUGGUGUUUUAUAGCCUGUUGUAUAAAAGAUGCAAACUAUACCUGCUCCUCAAACGUUUUGGAAUAAAACUCUAAAAGGACAAAAAGAAGACAUAUGUGUUACUAAGUGUUGCUAGGCAUAGAUUUUAUGAACACAUCUGCAUUUUUUCUUUACUUCUGAAAACUUGAGUCCCCUGUUUUUACAUGUGUUAGUUUUCAUACAAGGGCCAUCCCAAUAUAGAUGAGACCAGACGUAGCCUAACCUUGAUUCCAAACAAACCGGCACCGGUACGCAGCUCGGCAUGAGGACGUGUGAGGAUUUCUUUUUUUUUUUAAAAACUGCCUUUCUCAUCGUGAGUGACGACCAAAGUAGGAGAGGAGGUGAACAAAGACUACCACCACUGUCAGAUGUGUAAUGUGGCUGAUGUAAAACUGGAGAGAAGCGGCUCAAAAGGACUCCAUUUCAACUGUUCUGUGUUUGUUCCGUCAUCCUGUCAGUCAAUUCUGCUUUCCGGAGAACUGUACUUGGAAUGAGUAUGAGGAAAAUGACCAUAAACUAUAAAUAAUGAUUACAAAUCUUCACUG
This is a messenger RNA of Synchiropus splendidus (mandarinfish), 7558 nucleotides long. Its product is annotated as neurexin-1a-like. The transcript has 17 exons. NCBI's taxonomy places the organism in Eukaryota, Metazoa, Chordata, Actinopteri, Syngnathiformes, Callionymidae. Bases 2947 to 6255 code for a protein of 1102 amino acids. The record is from RefSeq and is a predicted model, not a curated record.